This is a messenger RNA of Bradysia coprophila, 860 nucleotides long. RefSeq lists its product as uncharacterized. Lineage: Eukaryota; Metazoa; Arthropoda; Insecta; Diptera; Sciaridae. The record is from RefSeq and is a predicted model, not a curated record.
UUCUUUUCAAAAGUUAAUUAUUGUCCCAUGAGCAUUAUACGUCAACGGAAAAAUAUUAUAAUUGUAAAAUCAAAUUUUUAUUUUUGUACAUUGUUUAUUUUUGUAUACCAAAUGGAAAACGAGAAAAUUCCGCUAAAUCCCGUUGUUUUCCAGAAAUUGGAUUGUGGACCAGAAUCGCCGAUACAGCUUCCGACAUUAGCAAUUGAUUUUAACGAGAUGCAAAAUGAAAGUGAAAACGAAAUUGAUUUCCUAUUGGCUGACGGCGAAGGCAAUCACACUGUACAUGAUGUGGCCGAAUUUCAUGCAGUGAUGGAUUCUAUCUUGGAAAAUCUGGAUAUUUUGAUUCAUAUCGUCGAAGAUGCUGGUCCACAAGAUGUCGACCUAUCUGUCUCGAACGAUACGGAUCUCAGUGGAAAAUUGUCUGAACAGCAUAACGUAGCCGAUGAUAGUGGCCUGUGUAAUAGUCUAAGCGACGAGUUUAUUAAAUUGAUUGAUUCAUAAAUUUAAACGUUACACGACAGGAGAACAUUGGGUUGCGGGAUCUAUGAGUGAAAAUUGUUUUUUUAUCGAAUUUUAUUUUUUUUCGCUGUUUAUCAAAAUCUGAAUAUCUAUUAUUGUUAAGAAUGUGUUCUCACUCUUUUUUUUCUUGAAAACUAUCGUCAAAAAUUAAUUAAACUAAAUUUUUUGUUUAUCAAAUUGGCAAACGAGACACAGAAUGAAUUUCGAACCAAAAUCAGUAUAACGUUAGGGACUAAAGGAAUAAAAAAAAUAUUUUUUACAAAAAUUGAAAGAAGAAAUUAUUUAUCACUUUUAAACUAAUAACUUUGGUGGUUUUCGUAAAAUAAAAGUCAGCAUAAAUG